Messenger RNA from Entamoeba histolytica HM-1:IMSS, 561 nucleotides. RefSeq lists its product as uncharacterized. Lineage: Eukaryota; Evosea; Mastigamoebida; Endamoebidae. The record is from RefSeq and is a predicted model, not a curated record. The coding region runs from base 1 to 561 and encodes 186 amino acids. The transcript has 2 exons.
AUGGAGAAGAGGGAAAGAAUUAAUUGUAAAGAAGAAGUUGAGAAAUAUAUUAAAACAAUAGAAGUUAUGAAAGAAAUAGGAGAAGCAGAAAAAGGGUAUAAUGAAGAAAGAAAGAGAGCAAGGGAAGACCGAGAGAAAAAGAGAGAAAUAGGAGAAAAAGAAAGAGAAUUAAAAAAGAAAUAUAUGGAAUUUAAAACAGAAAUAAAAGAAUGGAAAGAAGAAGGGAUGGUUUUUGGAGGAUAUGAGAAAGGAGAGAAGGAAAGAGUUAAAAAGGAAAUAGAUGAAUAUUUUCAAGGAACACGAUACGACUAUGCAAUUGGAGAAACAAGUAUUGGGAAAGAAGAUUAUUUAAUAGUUAGUACAAGUAAUAGACAAUUAUAUUUUGAACGAGGAGGAAUAGCAACAAAAAGUGGUAUUAAAAUUAUGAAAAAAUUUGAAGAUAUUGGAAUAACUGAAAAAAUAGAACAAAUAUUUAAAGGAGAAGAAAUAGAAGUAGAAGAUGAGAAAGAAGAAAAAAACAAAAAUCCAAUAAUGUAUUAUUAUUUAAAUAACACAAAUUGA